Molecule: messenger RNA, 1095 nt
Organism: Helianthus annuus (common sunflower)
Lineage: Eukaryota; Viridiplantae; Streptophyta; Magnoliopsida; Asterales; Asteraceae
Product: dentin sialophosphoprotein-like
Exons: 2
Coding region: 1-1095 (364 amino acids)
Molecular function (GO): zinc ion binding; nucleic acid binding
Source: RefSeq, a predicted model, not a curated record
AUGUCUUGGUAUGCUGAGAGUCGGGGUAUUCCAAUUAAAAUUGAUAAUUCAGGUGUUGUGGUUUUAGAUUAUGAUCGUGACGAAAAUGCUUUAACAGGGAAAUCUAAUGUAUCGACUGAUAAACUUGAAACACCUGUUUCAAGUGACUCAGAAAUGUGUUCUGGUGAUUCAGACAACUAUUCUAAAGUUGAUGAACAGGGAUCAUCUGAUGAAUCUGACAUUCAAGUUGUAGAUUCUGGUACGUCAGAUAAUGAGCAUAGCACUUCUAGAAAUUCUGAAUGUGACAAACACUCGGAACCAAGUAGUGCAACGCCCGAAAAGAGUCAAACAGUUUCAAACAUAGAUUGCUCUUCGUGUGAGAAACCAGAAUCAGCUGAUGUCAGAAACUUAGAGGUUGAUGAAGCUGAAGAAGAGAUAUUCGUAGAAACCAUUUCUGAGGAAACUCAUGAGAUCUUGGAGCUAGAAGAAAAUGGAUCCACAGAAAUCAAUUCAACAGUUGAUUCAACUGAUGAAACUGAAGAAGAGAUAUAUGCGGAAACCAAUUCUGUCGAAACUCCUGAGAACAUAGUUUCUGAGGAAAAGGAAUCUGUGAAAGUCAAUUCAACAGAAGAUUCAACUCUCGAUCCCAAAGGAUCAGAUUCGGAAGGAAGCAUUUCAAAUAAAGCAAAGUCUACCGAAUCUGCUCCUUCAAAGAAGAAACGAUCACGUAAAAACAGAAGACCACGGAAAAAGAAAAUUCAAAAGGAAAACCCGUCUCUCAUGCAAACUGAACCUAAGUUGAAGGGUAAAGCUGUCGAUACUGACUCUUGUGCUGACAGCUGUAAAGCAGGUUCCUCCAAGACCAAGCACACUCCAAAGCACUCAGUGUCAAAUGAAUGGAAAAGACGUGAUCAGUUCUCGAGAAUAACGCAAGCCGAACUAGAUGUCUUUUUCUCAAAAAGGCAGACAUGUUUUAACUGUGGAAUUCUGGGACACAUCGCAAGAAAUUGUGUUCAUCGUCCCUACUACUCUAGGAACAUGUACCAUCAGAAGGCUAUGCACUCUCACUUUACUAAAAAUGGUCCUCCCAAAGCAAGGCCUUCUGACAGAGACUAG